UACUAAGUUGAUUAAUAAAAUAAUGUGUGUUGAUGAGGAUGAAUCUCUUGUUUUUGGAACGAAAUAUUAUUGGAAUUCUGUUUUUAAAAAUGAACUUGAAAAUUUUGAAAGUUUUAAAGAUGUUGGUGAAAUAUGGUUUGUGUGUUUAUUAUUACCUAGGAAUAAUGUUUUAUUCGAGUUUAGGUUCGGUAAGGGUUUAGAGAAUAAAAUAAUUGAUUGGUUAAAAAAGAAUAUACCGCCACAUUUAAAUCUUAGAAUUCUCGAUAUUGGUUGUGGGAAUGGACAUUUUUUAUGUUCUUUAAGUAGUAAAGGUUAUGAAUCAUGUACUCUUGUCGGGAUAGAUUAUUCAGAUAUUGCUAUUGAAUUGUCAAAAACUAUUUCUAAUGAACAAAAAAUAAAAGGUGUUAUUUUUGAAACAUUAGAUAUUCUGGAUUUUGAAGAUUAUUUUAAUGGAGAAUGGGAUGUUGUUUUAGAUAAGGGCACUUUUGACUCUAUAUCUUUUAAUACAGAAAUUAAUGGAGAUAUUAGAACGAGUUUAUAUCUCAUAAAUAUUAAGAAGUUAAUUAAAAAAGAAGGGUUUUUUAUUAUAACAAGUUGUAACUGGACAAAAGAAGAAUUAAUAUCUAAAUUUUCUUCUGAAGACCUUAUAUAUCAUUCGUAUAUAGGGUCUCCUAUAUUGUCUUUUGGUGGAAGUUAUGGCUCAAAAUUUUCUACAGUUAUUUUUGCACGCCAAUAA
This is a messenger RNA of Pneumocystis jirovecii RU7, 736 nucleotides long. RefSeq lists its product as uncharacterized. Gene Ontology annotation, cellular component: cytoplasm. The record is from RefSeq and is a predicted model, not a curated record. Bases 23 to 736 code for a protein of 237 amino acids. Gene Ontology annotation, molecular function: protein-lysine N-methyltransferase activity. Gene Ontology annotation, biological process: peptidyl-lysine dimethylation; peptidyl-lysine monomethylation. Lineage: Eukaryota; Fungi; Ascomycota; Pneumocystomycetes; Pneumocystales; Pneumocystaceae. The transcript has 3 exons.